AUCUGUUAAAUAUAUAAUUUUAUAUAAUUAUUAAAUAUAUAAUUUUCUCCAAUUUUCCCAAGAAAAUUUAUGGUCAACUGUCUUUUAAAAACAUUUCUUUUUUACACUUUGUCACAGAUGUUCCUGUCAUACUGAAAUGAUGAGAUUACUUUCUCUCUUAAAAUCAGAUUGAAUUACAUCCAUUUUCUACACCUGCUUGUCCUUACAGGGGCCCGGAGGGGUGGCUGAUGCCUACAAUCAGCAGCAAAUAGGUGAGAGGAAGGUAGUUCAAAUUUGUGAACAUAAAAGGAUAACUGACAAUCAGCUCCUGGAAACACUGCAGAUUAUUUUUAUAUUUUGAUUAGUUGGGUAUAAUGCAAAAAUCACUUUUUCACUGCCAUUCAAAAGUUUAGUGUGACGGAACCAAAAGCCAUCUAUCCAUCAAUCCGUUGUCCAUCCCCUCCUAUCCUUGCAGGUUUGCAAGCUAACUGAAGGAAAAAUAUGGCAAGUGGUUUGAUUGAUCCACUUCUUUUUUGAUCAGCACAACUCAUUUUACAUUAUCUUAUCAAUAAAACAACUUUUUAAGUGUCUUGAGGGGUUUUGAACGUAUUUCAGGGGGCUGAAAGAGAGGAUCGCUCAGGGCCGCAUUCACGCUAGAACCACCACUGGACAGCCCACUAUAGCGUGGAUCUGACAGGACAACAUAAACUGCUAAGCCUGGUGUAUUCUCUGUUUAAAUUAAAGGUUAUGAGUUGAUUCAACCAAUUUUCUCAGUAAAUUCAAGCAUGUUUUAUUAUAAACAAUAACUAAAUAAAUUAAAAAAACUUCAGUUAAUGACCAAAGUACUUAAGAUUUCGGGAGCUAAAAUCAGAUAUAAUUUGAAUGUAUUAUUUCGAGUGGCCAUAUAAAACAAUGCUGCAGAAAUUUGAUUGAAUUUCCCCACUGAGCUCGCUGAUUGAAACAAACGAUGCCUUUCGUUGCCAAAUGCGCUCCUGGACUCCCACCAGCGGCUCAGUCUCCUGUCAGCUGUUUGGAGGAUGGUUCGGAGGCAGAUAUGAUGUAAUCAAGCAGAGAGGCAGAGCCAGAGCUGGAUCCAUGCCGCACGAUACAUCUCUGCUGUGAGGAAACGCGUCCGAAAGCCAUCAUGGAGCGGGUUGAGAGACCAGAUCGACGUCGGUGGAGGGGUCAUGUUACAGGGGUUUGAUCCGAUCGUCCUUUCUCCUCGUAAGGAAGAGGGUACUGGAAGCGGGCCAGCGGCACCAUCUCCUGCACCGGCCGGGAAUGCUGCUGGUGAAAUUCUCUUUUUGUAUUUGUAGAUGUAAUUAACCCUCGUGGGCCAGGAGUCGUUUCCCGCCCCUGCUCCAUCAUCAACCGAGUGGAAAUGGUCAUAUCUCCGCCUCCUUCGUUGACAUCGGGCCGCGCUUGCUGUCGCCUUUUCGCCCACGAUGACGACAGGAGGGCGCCCGCUUCGCUUCGGAUAUCUACACAUGCAGGCCCUUCAUUCCUCGCACGGAUCGCAGCAUCAGCUCUAAUCUGAUGUUUUAAAACGCAUUAAUCGCUGCUUCUGCGAAAUUACAUCUGCUGUCAGGAUCGAUUUUCUUUUGUGUAAUUUUUUUCUGACCCCGGAGAUGAUUGCGGUGUCCAUGCAGUAGUUGUUCCUCAGCGGGGGGAAUGAGCUGAAGCCUGCCCGCAGCUGUCCACCGUAUGUCCCUGUGACUUUUCAGGAGCGUGGAGGUGCUGACCGUCUUACAGCGUGGUGUUAAGGAUCCUUCCAGCUCAGGUUUGAACCAUGGCCAAUGAACCUGUGAUCCUUAACGUGUAUGACAUGUAUUGGAUAAACGAAUACACCUCCAAUCUGGGCAUUGGAGUCUUCCAUUCAGGCAUUGAGAUUUAUGGCAGAGAAUUUGCUUACGGCGGUCAUCCUUACCCUUUCAGCGGCAUCUUUGAAAUAAACCCUGGCAAUGCUGCUGAACUGGGAGAGACUUUCAAAUUCAAAGAGGCUAUUGUUUUGGGCACCACGGACUUCACAGAGGAGGACAUUGAUAAAAUCAUGGAGGAGCUUGGUAAAGAGUUCAAAGGGAACGCCUACCAUCUAAUGCACAAAAACUGCAACCACUUCUCUUCCUCACUGUCUGAGUUGCUAUGUGGAAGAGAGAUCCCUCGCUGGGUGAACAGACUGGCUUAUUUCAGCUCCUGCAUCCCCUUUCUGCAGAGCUGCCUACCCAAAGAGUGGCUAACCCCGGCUGCUCUGCAGAGCCACAUCAGCCUCGGCCUCUACAAAGAGGAGCAGAACGAGUCGAGCGAUGAGGACCCUUCGUCACCAUCCAGCGUGGCUGCUGCUGGCUCGGGCUCCUCCCAUAGCUGUCGCCACACCCGGGUGUGAACUGACCCUUCACCGUCUGACGUCGGGAAUCGUAUGUCACUGCUGCUGGGGGCUUCAGUAGGCUUGAACAACCAACUGACCUCAUACUGUUUGGCCUCUGAUUGAAAAGAGGCAGGAAAGAUGUGCACCCUACAGUGCAGAAGCUAGUGAUGGACAGUUCAGACUGUCUGACAACAAGACUGGAAGAAAACUCUGAGACCUGAAGGGUGGUUCUGACUCCACCAGUACACACUUGUAGAUCUGAAGUUUGUAGUAUAACAUUCUUAGUCUUUUCCACAAAAUUCAAAACCUUUGUCAGCCCUGUUCCCUGCCCUGCCUUCAAAGCUGCUUUUGUAGAAAAAAACUUUCUAAACUGCGACAUUACCAGGAAACUGCUAAUCUCCGCUAGUUCAGCAAGUCCUUGUUAAAUAACCUCUAUGUGGCCUUCAGAUGACAUUGCUGUUUCGAGUUUCUCAACAUUGAUCUAUUCUUUGGCCAUUUUAGAGAAUGAACAGGUCAAUUUGGCAUGGGGAGUUGGAAUUGAUAGUAGAUGUUGCAUGUUGAGAGAAUGUGACAAAUUAGACAACUGAACUGAGAUGCAGCGGUGUAACAAAAUAUUUGACCCCUUGCAGAUUUCUUGUGUGCUUUGAUUUUUGUCACAAUUAGAUUAUCAAACUAAUGUUAAUAUCAGAGAAAGAUAAUCCGAGCAGAUACAAAAAGUUUUUUUUAAAAUGAUGAUUUAAUUUAUUAAAUUAUAAAAGCUAUCCAAACCAUCCUGACAGUAUGUGGAAAUAGAAGUGUCUUAGUGUUAGGCAGUGAAUUAAAUGUGGUUAAUCACAUUUUUGAUUAAAUUAUAAUAUUUCUACCUAGUCCUCAAUUUUGCCAGACAUGAAAAAAGGAAAAAAAAAACAUUUGAAUUAAACCUGUGUGAACAUGUAUUGCAAAAACAGAAGAAAUCCUUAAGCAGGUAAAUACUUUUCAUACAUCCUGAGUCAUUAUGUAAACCUUCUCAUGAUCUUUUUGUGGAAGAAAAUCUCUUGACUGAGAAUCACAGAGUGAAUAAGCCAUUAGUUGAGUAACCAGGGGUUGCAAACAAUCAAGAGUGAAUACAUUUAGUUGAAACAGCUGCUGUUUUGAGCCUAAAACAGCUCGGUCACUAUCUCCGGCCAUCUCAGAGAAAAAGUUCUAGCUGCUGUUCUCUCAGUUACUAACUUUGUGACAUAGUGCAUUUUUCUGAAUACUUUUUUAUAUCAAAGUGAUCUUUAUACUGUUAACAUUUGAUGACAUACAGGAUAGAAAACCUAGAUUUCCAGCCAGAGAUGGCUCCUCUUAGUUUAAACCCCGUUUUACCAUUUGAACUAGAGAGACAGAGGUGCUGAGAAUAAGAGGAGCAGAAAUUUGUUUUUUCCUUCCCAUUAAGAGCCCAAUAUGUUGUCUGUGCAGUUACUGUGAGUUCAGCUUAGCAUUAAGAUUGGCCCUUUAUAGGCUAUGGUUCAGCCAGCUGUAUUGACUUAUUAAACUGUUUAUUGUGCCAACGGCAAAACACAAAAAUGAAAAAUCCGGAUUGGUUUUAAGAGAUUAUGUGCUGAACUAUUUUUAGCUUAGCAUCAGCUGCACAGGAAGAGAAAUUCCUGGAAGUCUCUGGGUUUAGACACAAAAAAAUCAUCUAAAAAAAGGAAAUAUUGUUUUUCCCCCUGAUUUUGUUGUCUGUGUGAUGAUUAGGCAAGCCAUAUGUUAGAGGUACUGGAAAGAAGAUAGUGUUACCUGCGAA
Molecule: messenger RNA, 4112 nt
Organism: Girardinichthys multiradiatus
Lineage: Eukaryota; Metazoa; Chordata; Actinopteri; Cyprinodontiformes; Goodeidae
Product: deubiquitinase DESI2
Exons: 5
Coding region: 1769-2362 (197 amino acids)
Biological process (GO): protein deubiquitination
Molecular function (GO): deubiquitinase activity
Source: RefSeq, a predicted model, not a curated record